AUGCUUGUGAGUGAAUGUCGUGCCUAUUUCGACCAGUUUGAGGACGAUGCACCUGUUGUAGGGAAUGAGGCGACUGACGAGGUGGUGACGGUGGAGGAAAGGGUCGAAGAUGCGGAGACGGACCAAGACGGCAGAGUUGGGAGGGCCGAGGCGAUGACGGUGGCGUCGAUGCAGAGAAGUGCGCGCGAGGACGACAGGCGGGGAGACGGUGCCGCGGCAGUAGAAGAAGUGGCACCAACGGUUGCGGAAGAAGACGAGGAGGGUGUAGAAGAUCCGCAGCAACCGGGAGAGGCGGGUGUAGAAGAUCCGCGGCAACCUGGAGAGGCGGGUGUAGAAGAUCCGCUGCAACCGAGUGACACCCGUGAUGCUAUGGAGCGUGUGGGACGCGUCACGACAUGUGCAGACGUGGGAGUGGGAGGAGUGGGUCUCGCCUGCAAUCUUCGGCAGCGGACAGAGAAGGACGUGGGUUUCUUGAAAAGUUGCGCAUCAAGGGUAAAGCGGAAGGCGGCCAAAGAGGCACAGAGAGUGGACGUCGACGAGCUAGAGGCGACCGAAAAGGCGCAAAAGGAGGUAGAUGAUGAUAUGCAUAAGAAGAGGGCGGUAGAAUUUCGGGAAGGUGGGAUGGCGGAGGCGAGGAUGCUUGCGAAUGCACAAGCGCCAAAGACAGCGGAGGCGGAUGCGCUGCAAAAGGCGGACGCAGAGGCACGGAGAAUCGUGACUGUGGAUAAGCAGAGGAAGAAUGAUGCAGAAGCACAGAAGGCCGCGGAUGCAGGGGCACAGAAUAAGACGGCGGAGGAGACGCAGAAGCUCGCAGAAGCAGGAGCACCGAAGAUAGCAGAUGCGCAGGUGCAGCAAAAGGCAGAUGCUGAGACGCAGACGACAGCAGAUGCAGAGGCCCAUAGGACCGAAGAGGUCGACUGGCAGACGAUUGCAGUUGCAGAGGAGCAGAAGCUUGCGGAGGAGGAGGAGGAGGCGCAGGGGAAGGGGGCCGCGGAGGCGCCGCAGGCUGCGGAGGAGGAGGAGGAGGCGCAGGGGAAGGGGGCCGCGGAGGCGCCGAAGGCUGCGGAGGAGGAGGAGGAGGCGCAGGGGAAGGGGGCCGCGGAGGCGCCGAAGGCUGCGGAGGAGGAGGAGGAGGCGCAGGGGAAGGGGGCCGCGGAGGCGCCGAAGGCUGCGGAGGAGGAGGAGGAGGCGCAGGGGAAGGGGGCCGCGGAGGCGCCGAAGGCUGCGGAGGAGGAGGAGGAGGCGCAGGGGAAGGGGGCCGCGGAGGCGCCGAAGGCUGCGGAGGAGGAGGAGGAGGCGCAGGGGAAGGGGGCCGCGGAGGCGCCGAAGGCUGCGGAGGAGGAGGAGGAGGCGCAGGGGAAGGGGGCCGCGGAGGCGCCGAAGGCUGCGGAGGAGGAGGAGGAGGCGCAGGGGAAGGGGGCCGCGGAGGCGCCGAAGGCUGCGGAGGAGGAGGAGGAGGCGCAGGGGAAGGGGGCCGCGGAGGCGCCGAAGGCUGCGGAGGAGGAGGAGGAGGCGCAGGGGAAGGGGGCCGCGGAGGCGCCGAAGGCUGCGGAGGAGGAGGAGGAGGCGCAGGGGAAGGGGGCCGCGGAGGCGCCGAAGGCUGCGGAGGAGGAGGAGGAGGCGCAGGGGAAGGGGGCCGCGGAGGCGCCGAAGGCUGCGGAGGAGGAGGAGGAGGCGCAGGGGAAGGGGGCCGCGGAGGCGCCGAAGGCUGCGGAGGAGGAGGAGGAGGCGCAGGGGAAGGGGGCCGCGGAGGCGCCGAAGGCUGCGGAGGAGGAGGAGGAGGCGCAGGGGAAGGGGGCCGCGGAGGCGCCGAAGGCUGCGGAGGAGGAGGAGGAGGCGCAGGGGAAGGGGGCCGCGGAGGCGCCGAAGGCUGCGGAGGAGGAGGAGGAGGCGCAGGGGAAGGGGGCCGCGGAGGCGCCGAAGGCUGCGGAGGAGGAGGAGGAGGCGCAGGGGAAGGGGGCCGCGGAGGCGCCGAAGGCUGCGGAGGAGGAGGAGGAGGCGCAGGGGAAGGGGGCCGCGGAGGCGCCGAAGGCUGCGGAGGAGGAGGAGGAGGCGCAGGGGAAGGGGGCCGCGGAGGCGCCGAAGGCUGCGGAGGAGGAGGAGGAGGCGCAGGGGAAGGGGGCCGCGGAGGCGCCGAAGGCUGCGGAGGAGGAGGAGGAGGCGCAGGGGAAGGGGGCCGCGGAGGCGCCGAAGGCUGCGGAGGAGGAGGAGGAGGCGCAGGGGAAGGGGGCCGCGGAGGCGCCGAAGGCUGCGGAGGAGGAGGAGGAGGCGCAGGGGAAGGGGGCCGCGGAGGCGCCGAAGGCUGCGGAGGAGGAGGAGGAGGCGCAGGGGAAGGGGGCCGCGGAGGCGCCGAAGGCUGCGGAGGAGGAGGAGGAGGCGCAGGGGAAGGGGGCCGCGGAGGCGCCGAAGGCUGCGGAGGAGGAGGAGGAGGCGCAGGGGAAGGGGGCCGCGGAGGCGCCGAAGGCUGCGGAGGAGGAGGAGGAGGCGCAGGGGAAGGGGGCCGCGGAGGCGCCGAAGGCUGCGGAGGAGGAGGAGGAGGCGCAGGGGAAGGGGGCCGCGGAGGCGCCGAAGGCUGCGGAGGAGGAGGAGGAGGCGCAGGGGAAGGGGGCCGCGGAGGCGCCGAAGGCUGCGGAGGAGGAGGAGGAGGCGCAGGGGAAGGGGGCCGCGGAGGCGCCGAAGGCUGCGGAGGAGGAGGAGGAGGCGCAGGGGAAGGGGGCCGCGGAGGCGCCGAAGGCUGCGGAGGAGGAGGAGGAGGCGCAGGGGAGGGGGCCGCGGAGGCGCCGAAGGCUGCGGAGGAGGAGGAGGAGGCGCAGGGGAAGGGGGCCCGCGGAGGCGCCGAAGGCUGCGGAGGAGGAGGAGGAGGCGCAGGGGAAGGGGGCCGCGGAGGCGCCGAAGGCUGCGGAGGAGGAGGAGGAGGCGCAGGGGAAGGGGGCCGCGGAGGCGCCGAAGGCUGCGGAGGAGGAGGAGGAGGCGCAGGGGAAGGGGGCCGCGGAGGCGCCGAAGGCUGCGGAGGAGGAGGAGGAGGCGCAGGGGAAGGGGGCCGCGGAGGCGCCGAAGGCUGCGGAGGAGGAGGAGGAGGCGCAGGGGGAAGGGGGCCGCGGAGGCGCCGAAGGCUGCGGAGGAGGAGGAGGAGGCGCAGGGGAAGGGGGCCGCGGAGGCGCCGAAGGCUGCGGAGGAGGAGGAGGAGGCGCAGGGGAAGGGGGCCGCGGAGGCGCCGAAGGCUGCGGAGGAGGAGGAGGAGGCGCAGGGGAAGGGGGCCGCGGAGGCGCCGAAGGCUGCGGAGGAGGAGGAGGAGGCGCAGGGGAAGGGGGCCGCGGAGGCGCCGAAGGCUGCGGAGGAGGAGGAGGAGGCGCAGGGGAAGGGGGCCGCGGAGGCGCCGAAGGCUGCGGAGGAGGAGGAGGAGGCGCAGGGGAAGGGGGCCGCGGAGGCGCCGAAGGCUGCGGAGGAGGAGGAGGAGGCGCAGGGGAAGGGGGCCGCGGAGGCGCCGAAGGCUGCGGAGGAGGAGGAGGAGGCGCAGGGGAAGGGGGCCGCGGAGGCGCCGAAGGCUGCGGAGGAGGAGGAGGAGGCGCAGGGGAAGGGGGCCGCGGAGGCGCCGAAGGCUGCGGAGGAGGAGGAGGAGGCGCAGGGGAAGGGGGCCGCGGAGGCGCCGAAGGCUGCGGAGGAGGAGGAGGAGGCGCAGGGGAAGGGGGCCGCGGAGGCGCCGAAGGCUGCGGAGGAGGAGGAGGAGGCGCAGGGGAAGGGGGCCGCGGAGGCGCCGAAGGCUGCGGAGGAGGAGGAGGAGGCGCAGGGGAAGGGGGCCGCGGAGGCGCCGAAGGCUGCGGAGGAGGAGGAGGAGGCGCAGGGGAAGGGGGCCGCGGAGGCGCCGAAGGCUGCGGAGGAGGAGGAGGAGGCGCAGGGGAAGGGGGCCGCGGAGGCGCCGAAGGCUGCGGAGGAGGAGGAGGAGGCGCAGGGGAAGGGGGCCGCGGAGGCGCCGAAGGCUGCGGAGGAGGAGGAGGAGGCGCAGGGGAAGGGGGCCGCGGAGGCGCCGAAGGCUGCGGAGGAGGAGGAGGAGGCGCAGGGGAAGGGGGCCGCGGAGGCGCCGAAGGCUGCGGAGGAGGAGGAGGAGGCGCAGGGGAAGGGGGCCGCGGAGGCGCCGAAGGCUGCGGAGGAGGAGGAGGAGGCGCAGGGGAAGGGGGCCGCGGAGGCGCCGAAGGCUGCGGAGGAGGAGGAGGAGGCGCAGGGGAAGGGGGCCGCGGAGGCGCCGAAGGCUGCGGAGGAGGAGGAGGAGGCGCAGGGGAAGGGGGCCGCGGAGGCGCCGAAGGCUGCGGAGGAGGAGGAGGAGGCGCAGGGGAAGGGGGCCGCGGAGGCGCCGAAGGCUGCGGAGGAGGAGGAGGAGGCGCAGGGGAAGGGGGCCGCGGAGGCGCCGAAGGCUGCGGAGGAGGAGGAGGAGGCGCAGGGGAAGGGGGCCGCGGAGGCGCCGAAGGCUGCGGAGGAGGAGGAGGAGGCGCAGGGGAAGGGGGCCGCGGAGGCGCCGAAGGCUGCGGAGGAGGAGGAGGAGGCGCAGGGGAAGGGGGCCGCGGAGGCGCCGAAGGCUGCGGAGGAGGAGGAGGAGGCGCAGGGGAAGGGGGCCGCGGAGGCGCCGAAGGCUGCGGAGGAGGAGGAGGAGGCGCAGGGGAAGGGGGCCGCGGAGGCGCCGAAGGCUGCGGAGGAGGAGGAGGAGGCGCAGGGGAAGGGGGCCGCGGAGGCGCCGAAGGCUGCGGAGGAGGAGGAGGAGGCGCAGGGGAAGGGGGCCGCGGAGGCGCCGAAGGCUGCGGAGGAGGAGGAGGAGGCGCAGGGGAAGGGGGCCGCGGAGGCGCCGAAGGCUGCGGAGGAGGAGGAGGAGGCGCAGGGGAAGGGGGCCGCGGAGGCGCCGAAGGCUGCGGAGGAGGAGGAGGAGGCGCAGGGGAAGGGGGCCGCGGAGGCGCCGAAGGCUGCGGAGGAGGAGGAGGAGGCGCAGGGGAAGGGGGCCGCGGAGGCGCCGAAGGCUGCGGAGGAGGAGGAGGAGGCGCAGGGGAAGGGGGCCGCGGAGGCGCCGAAGGCUGCGGAGGAGGAGGAGGAGGCGCAGGGGAAGGGGGCCGCGGAGGCGCCGAAGGCUGCGGAGGAGGAGGAGGAGGCGCAGGGGAAGGGGGCCGCGGAGGCGCCGAAGGCUGCGGAGGAGGAGGAGGAGGCGCAGGGGAAGGGGGCCGCGGAGGCGCCGAAGGCUGCGGAGGAGGAGGAGGAGGCGCAGGGGAAGGGGGCCGCGGAGGCGCCGAAGGCUGCGGAGGAGGAGGAGGAGGCGCAGGGGAAGGGGGCCGCGGAGGCGCCGAAGGCUGCGGAGGAGGAGGAGGAGGCGCAGGGGAAGGGGGCCGCGGAGGCGCCGAAGGCUGCGGAGGAGGAGGAGGAGGCGCAGGGGAAGGGGGCCGCGGAGGCGCCGAAGGCUGCGGAGGAGGAGGAGGAGGCGCAGGGGAAGGGGGCCGCGGAGGCGCCGAAGGCUGCGGAGGAGGAGGAGGAGGCGCAGGGGAAGGGGGCCGCGGAGGCGCCGAAGGCUGCGGAGGAGGAGGAGGAGGCGCAGGGGAAGGGGGCCGCGGAGGCGCCGAAGGCUGCGGAGGAGGAGGAGGAGGCGCAGGGGAAGGGGGCCGCGGAGGCGCCGAAGGCUGCGGAGGAGGAGGAGGAGGCGCAGGGGAAGGGGGCCGCGGAGGCGCCGAAGGCUGCGGAGGAGGAGGAGGAGGCGCAGGGGAAGGGGGCCGCGGAGGCGCCGAAGGCUGCGGAGGAGGAGGAGGAGGCGCAGGGGAAGGGGGCCGCGGAGGCGCCGAAGGCUGCGGAGGAGGAGGAGGAGGCGCAGGGGAAGGGGGCCGCGGAGGCGCCGAAGGCUGCGGAGGAGGAGGAGGAGGCGCAGGGGAAGGGGGCCGCGGAGGCGCCGAAGGCUGCGGAGGAGGAGGAGGAGGCGCAGGGGAAGGGGGCCGCGGAGGCGCCGAAGGCUGCGGAGGAGGAGGAGGAGGCGCAGGGGAAGGGGGCCGCGGAGGCGCCGAAGGCUGCGGAGGAGGAGGAGGAGGCGCAGGGGAAGGGGGCCGCGGAGGCGCCGAAGGCUGCGGAGGAGGAGGAGGAGGCGCAGGGGAAGGGGGCCGCGGAGGCGCCGAAGGCUGCGGAGGAGGAGGAGGAGGCGCAGGGGAAGGGGGCCGCGGAGGCGCCGAAGGCUGCGGAGGAGGAGGAGGAGGCGCAGGGGAAGGGGGCCGCGGAGGCGCCGAAGGCUGCGGAGGAGGAGGAGGAGGCGCAGGGGAAGGGGGGCCGCGGAGGCGCCGAAGGCUGCGGAGGAGGAGGAGGAGGCGCAGGGGAAGGGGGCCGCGGAGGCGCCGAAGGCUGCGGAGGAGGAGGAGGAGGCGCAGGGGAAGGGGGCCGCGGAGGCGCCGAAGGCUGCGGGAGGAGGAGGAGGAGGCGCAGGGGAAGGGGGCCGCGGAGGCGCCGAAGGCUGCGGAGGAGGAGGAGGAGGCGCAGGGGAAGGGGGCCGCGGAGGCGCCGAAGGCUGCGGAGGAGGAGGAGGAGGCGCAGGGGAAGGGGGCCGCGGAGGCGCCGAAGGCUGCGGAGGAGGAGGAGGAGGCGCAGGGGAAGGGGGCCGCGGAGGCGCCGAAGGCUGCGGAGGAGGAGGAGGAGGCGCAGGGGAAGGGGGCCGCGGAGGCGCCGAAGGCUGCGGAGGAGGAGGAGGAGGCGCAGGGGAAGGGGGCCGCGGAGGCGCCGAAGGCUGCGGAGGAGGAGGAGGAGGCGCAGGGGAAGGGGGCCGCGGAGGCGCCGAAGGCUGCGGAGGAGGAGGAGGAGGCGCAGGGGAAGGGGGCCGCGGAGGCGCCGAAGGCUGCGGAGGAGGAGGAGGAGGCGCAGGGGAAGGGGGCCGCGGAGGCGCCGAAGGCUGCGGAGGAGGAGGAGGAGGCGCAGGGGAAGGGGGCCGCGGAGGCGCCGAAGGCUGCGGAGGAGGAGGAGGAGGCGCAGGGGAAGGGGGCCGCGGAGGCGCCGAAGGCUGCGGAGGAGGAGGAGGAGGCGCAGGGGAAGGGGGCCGCGGAGGCGCCGAAGGCUGCGGAGGAGGAGGAGGAGGCGCAGGGGAAGGGGGCCGCGGAGGCGCCGAAGGCUGCGGAGGAGGAGGAGGAGGCGCAGGGGAAGGGGGCCGCGGAGGCGCCGAAGGCUGCGGAGGAGGAGGAGGAGGCGCAGGGGAAGGGGGCCGCGGAGGCGCCGAAGGCUGCGGAGGAGGAGGAGGAGGCGCAGGGGAAGGGGGCCGCGGAGGCGCCGAAGGCUGCGGAGGAGGAGGAGGAGGCGCAGGGGAAGGGGGCCGCGGAGGCGCCGAAGGCUGCGGAGGAGGAGGAGGAGGCGCAGGGGAAGGGGGCCGCGGAGGCGCCGAAGGCUGCGGAGGAGGAGGAGGAGGCGCAGGGGAAGGGGGCCGCGGAGGCGCCGAAGGCUGCGGAGGAGGAGGAGGAGGCGCAGGGGAAGGGGGCCGCGGAGGCGCCGAAGGCUGCGGAGGAGGAGGAGGAGGCGCAGGGGAAGGGGGCCGCGGAGGCGCCGAAGGCUGCGGAGGAGGAGGAGGAGGCGCAGGGGAAGGGGGCCGCGGAGGCGCCGAAGGCUGCGGAGGAGGAGGAGGAGGCGCAGGGGAAGGGGGCCGCGGAGGCGCCGAAGGCUGCGGAGGAGGAGGAGGAGGCGCAGGGGAAGGGGGCCGCGGAGGCGCCGAAGGCUGCGGAGGAGGAGGAGGAGGCGCAGGGGAAGGGGGCCGCGGAGGCGCCGAAGGCUGCGGAGGAGGAGGAGGAGGCGCAGGGGAAGGGGGCCGCGGAGGCGCCGAAGGCUGCGGAGGAGGAGGAGGAGGCGCAGGGGAAGGGGGCCGCGGAGGCGCCGAAGGCUGCGGAGGAGGAGGAGGAGGCGCAGGGGAAGGGGGCCGCGGAGGCGCCGAAGGCUGCGGAGGAGGAGGAGGAGGCGCAGGGGAAGGGGGCCGCGGAGGCGCCGAAGGCUGCGGAGGAGGAGGAGGAGGCGCAGGGGAAGGGGGCCGCGGAGGCGCCGAAGGCUGCGGAGGAGGAGGAGGAGGCGCAGGGGAAGGGGGCCGCGGAGGCGCCGAAGGCUGCGGAGGAGGAGGAGGAGGCGCAGGGGAAGGGGGCCGCGGAGGCGCCGAAGGCUGCGGAGGAGGAGGAGGAGGCGCAGGGGAAGGGGGCCGCGGAGGCGCCGAAGGCUGCGGAGGAGGAGGAGGAGGCGCAGGGGAAGGGGGCCGCGGAGGCGCCGAAGGCUGCGGAGGAGGAGGAGGAGGCGCAGGGGAAGGGGGCCGCGGAGGCGCCGAAGGCUGCGGAGGAGGAGGAGGAGGCGCAGGGGAAGGGGGCCGCGGAGGCGCCGAAGGCUGCGGAGGAGGAGGAGGAGGCGCAGGGGAAGGGGGCCGCGGAGGCGCCGAAGGCUGCGGAGGAGGAGGAGGAGGCGCAGGGGAAGGGGGCCGCGGAGGCGCCGAAGGCUGCGGAGGAGGAGGAGGAGGCGCAGGGGAAGGGGGCCGCGGAGGCGCCGAAGGCUGCGGAGGAGGAGGAGGAGGCGCAGGGGAAGGGGGCCGCGGAGGCGCCGAAGGCUGCGGAGGAGGAGGAGGAGGCGCAGGGGAAGGGGGCCGCGGAGGCGCCGAAGGCUGCGGAGGAGGAGGAGGAGGCGCAGGGGAAGGGGGCCGCGGAGGCGCCGAAGGCUGCGGAGGAGGAGGAGGAGGCGCAGGGGAAGGGGGCCGCGGAGGCGCCGAAGGCUGCGGAGGAGGAGGAGGAGGCGCAGGGGAAGGGGGCCGCGGAGGCGCCGAAGGCUGCGGAGGAGGAGGAGGAGGCGCAGGGGAAGGGGGCCGCGGAGGCGCCGAAGGCUGCGGAGGAGGAGGAGGAGGCGCAGGGGAAGGGGGCCGCGGAGGCGCCGAAGGCUGCGGAGGAGGAGGAGGAGGCGCAGGGAAGGGGGCCGCGGAGGCGCCGAAGGCUGCGGAGGAGGAGGAGGAGGCGCAGGGGAAGGGGGCCGCGGAGGCGCCGAAGGCUGCGGAGGAGGAGGAGGAGGCGCAGGGGAAGGGGGCCGCGGAGGCGCCGAAGGCUGCGGAGGAGGAGGAGGAGGCGCAGGGGAAGGGGGCCGCGGAGGCGCCGAAGGCUGCGGAGGAGGAGGAGGAGGCGCAGGGGAAGGGGGCCGCGGAGGCGCCGAAGGCUGCGGAGGAGGAGGAGGAGGCGCAGGGGAAGGGGGCCGCGGAGGCGCCGAAGGCUGCGGAGGAGGAGGAGGAGGCGCAGGGGAAGGGGCCGCGGAGGCGCCGAAGGCUGCGGAGGAGGAGGAGGAGGCGCAGGGGAAGGGGGCCGCGGAGGCGCCGAAUGGCUGCGGAGGAGGAGGAGGAGGCGCAGGGGAAGGGGGCCGCGGAGGCGCCGAAGGCUGCGGAGGAGGAGGAGGAGGCGCAGGGGAAGGGGGCCGCGGAGGCGCCGAAGGCUGCGGAGGAGGAGGAGGAGGCGCAGGGGAAGGGGGCCGCGGAGGCGCCGAAGCUGCGGAGGAGGAGGAGGAGGCGCAGGGGAAGGGGGCCGCGGAGGCGCCGAAGGCUGCGGAGGAGGAGGAGGAGGCGCAGGGGAAGGGGGCCGCGGAGGCGCCGAAGGCUGCGGAGGAGGAGGAGGAGGCGCAGGGGAAGGGGGCCGCGGAGGCGCCGAAGGCUGCGGAGGAGGAGGAGGAGGCGCAGGGGAAGGGGGCCGCGGAGGCGCCGAAGGCUGCGGAGGAGGAGGAGGAGGCGCAGGGGAAGGGGGCCGCGGAGGCGCCGAAGGCUGCGGAGGAGGAGGAGGAGGCGCAGGGGAAGGGGGCCGCGGAGGCGCCGAAGGCUGCGGAGGAGGAGGAGGAGGCGCAGGGGAAGGGGGCCGCGGAGGCGCCGAAGGCUGCGGAGGAGGAGGAGGAGGCGCAGGGGAAGGGGGCCGCGGAGGCGCCGAAGGCUGCGGAGGAGGAGGAGGAGGCGCAGGGGAAGGGGGCCGCGGAGGCGCCGAAGGCUGCGGAGGAGGAGGAGGAGGCGCAGGGGAAGGGGGCCGCGGAGGCGCCGAAGGCUGCGGAGGAGGAGGAGGAGGCGCAGGGGAAGGGGGGCCGCGGAGGCGCCGAAGGCUGCGGAGGAGGAGGAGGAGGCGCAGGGGAAGGGGGCCGCGGAGGCGCGAAGGCUGCGGAGGAGGAGGAGGAGGCGCAGGGGAAGGGGGCCGCGGAGGCGCCGGACGGCUGCGGAGGAGGAGGAGGAGGCGCAGGGGAAGGGGGCCGCGGAAGGCGCCGAAGGCUGCGGAGGAGGAGGAGGAGGCGCAGGGGAAGGGGGCGCGGAGGCGCCGAAGGCUGCGGGAGGAGGAGGAGGAGGCGCAGGGGAAGGGGGCCGCGGAGGCGCCGAAGGCUGCGGAGGAGGAGGAGGAGGCGCAGGGGAAGGGGCCGCGGAGGCGCCGAAGGCUGCGGAGGAGGAGGAGGAGGCGCAGGGGAAGGGGGCCGCGGAAGGCGCCGAAGGCUGCGAGGAGGAGGAGGAGGCGCAGGGGAAGGGGGCCGCGGAGGCGCCGAAGGCUGCGGAGGAGGAGGAGGAGGCGCAGGGGAAGGGGGGGCCGCGGAGGCGCCGAAGGCUGCGGAGGAGGAGGAGGAUGGCGCAGGGGGAAGGGGGGCCGCGGAGGCGCCGAAGGCUGCGGAGGAGGAGGAGGAGGCGCAGGGGAAGGGGGCCGCGGAGGCGCCGAAGGCUGCGGAGGAGGAGGAGGAGGCGCAGGGGAAGGGGGCCGCGGAGGCGCCGAAGGCUGCGGAGGAGGAGGAGGAGGCGCAGGGGAAGGGGGCCGCGGAGGCGCCGAAGGCUGCGGAGGAGGAGGAGGAGGCGCAGGGGAAGGGGGCCGCGGAGGCGCCGAAGGCUGCGGAGGAGGAGGAGGGAGGCGCAGGGGAAGGGGGCCGCGGAGGCGCCGAAGGCUGCGGAGGAGGAGGAGGAGGCGCAGGGGAAGGGGGCCGCGGAGGCGCCGAAGGCUGCGGAGGAGGAGGAGGAGGCGCAGGGGAAGGGGGCCGCGGAGGCGCCGAAGGCUGCGGAGGAGGAGGAGGAGGCGCAGGGGAAGGGGGCCGCGGAGGCGCCGAAGGCUGCGGAGGAGGAGGAGGAGGCGCAGGGGAAGGGGGCCGCGGAGGCGCCGAAGGCUGCGGAGGAGGAGGAGGAGGCGCAGGGGAAGGGGGCCGCGGAGGCGCCGAAGGCUGCGGAGGAGGAGGAGGAGGCGCAGGGGAAGGGGGCCGCGGAGGCGCCGAAGGCUGCGGAGGAGGAGGAGGAGGCGCAGGGGAAGGGGGCCGCGGAGGCGCCGAAGGCUGCGGAGGAGGAGGAGGAGGCGCAGGGGAAGGGGGCCGCGGAGGCGCCGAAGGCUGCGGAGGAGGAGGAGGAGGCGCAGGGGAAGGGGGCCGCGGAGGCGCCGAAGGCUGCGGAGGAGGAGGAGGAGGCGCAGGGGAAGGGGGCCGCGGAGGCGCCGAAGGCUGCGGAGGAGGAGGAGGAGGCGCAGGGGAAGGGGGCCGCGGAGGCGCCGAAGGCUGCGGAGGAGGAGGAGGAGGCGCAGGGGAAGGGGGCCGCGGAGGCGCCGAAGGCUGCGGAGGAGGAGGAGGAGGCGCAGGGGAAGGGGGCCGCGGAGGCGCCGAAGGCUGCGGAGGAGGAGGAGGAGGCGCAGGGGAAGGGGGCCGCGGAGGCGCCGAAGGCUGCGGAGGAGGAGGAGGAGGCGCAGGGGAAGGGGCCGCGGAGGCGCCGAAGGCUGCGGAGGAGGAGGAGGAGGCGCAGGGGAAGGGGGCCGCGGAGGCGCCGAAGGCUGCGGAGGAGGAGGAGGAGGCGCAGGGGAAGGGGGGCCGCGGAGGCGCCGAAGGCUGCGGAGGAGGAGGAGGAGGCGCAGGGGAAGGGGGCCGCGGAGGCGCCGAAGGCUGCGGAGGAGGAGGAGGAGGCGCAGGGGAAGGGGGCCGCGGAGGCGCCGAAGGCUGCGGAGGAGGAGGAGGAGGCGCAGGGGAAGGGGGGCCGCGGAGGCGCCGAAGGCUGCGGAGGAGGAGGAGGAGGCGCAGGGGAAGGGGGCCGCGGAGGCGCCGAAGGCUGCGGAGGAGGAGGAGGAGGCGCAGGGGAAGGGGGCCGCGGAGGCGCCGAAGGCUGCGGAGGAGGAGGAGGAGGCGCAGGGGAAGGGGGCCGCGGAGGCGCCGAAGGCUGCGGAGGAGGAGGAGGAGGCGCAGGGGAAGGGGGCCGCGGAGGCGCCGAAGGCUGCGGAGGAGGAGGAGGAGGCGCAGGGGAAGGGGGCCGCGGAGGCGCCGAAGGCUGCGGAGGAGGAGGAGGAGGCGCAGGGGAAGGGGGCCGCGGAGGCGCCGAAGGCUGCGGAGGAGGAGGAGGAGGCGCAGGGGAAGGGGGCCGCGGAGGCGCCGAAGGCUGCGGAGGAGGAGGAGGAGGCGCAGGGGAAGGGGGCCGCGGAGGCGCCGAAGGCUGCGGAGGAGGAGGAGGAGGCGCAGGGGAAGGGGGCCGCGGAGGCGCCGAAGGCUGCGGAGGAGGAGGAGGAGGCGCAGGGGAAGGGGGCCGCGGAGGCGCCGAAGGCUGCGGAGGAGGAGGAGGAGGCGCAGGGGAAGGGGGCCGCGGAGGCGCCGAAGGCUGCGGAGGAGGAGGAGGAGGCGCAGGGGAAGGGGGCCGCGGAGGCGCCGAAGGCUGCGGAGGAGGAGGAGGAGGCGCAGGGGAAGGGGGCCGCGGAGGCGCCGAAGGCUGCGGAGGAGGAGGAGGAGGCGCAGGGGAAGGGGGCCGCGGAGGCGCCGAAGGCUGCGGAGGAGGAGGAGGAGGCGCAGGGGAAGGGGGCCGCGGAGGCGCCGAAGGCUGCGGAGGAGGAGGAGGAGGCGCAGGGGAAGGGGGCCGCGGAGGCGCCGAAGGCUGCGGAGGAGGAGGAGGAGGCGCAGGGGAAGGGGGCCGCGGAGGCGCCGAAGGCUGCGGAGGAGGAGGAGGAGGCGCAGAAAGCCGGAAAUGACGCGAGGAUUUUGGAGGACCAAGGGGUGCAGAGGAGGGCUGACGUGGAGCCGAUUCAGUCGGCAGCAGAUGUUCGCAUAGGACGUGAAGAACACAUGACAGUUGCCGCUAAUAGACGGGAGGAUGGGAUAGAUCCGUGGGUGCGGAGGUUUUUUGGAAAUACAAUGGAGAGGUCAAGCAGAGGGUUGAAGAGGGCGCGGUGA
Messenger RNA from Closterium sp. NIES-65, 13137 nucleotides. The record is from the annotation of a GenBank genome assembly. Lineage: Eukaryota; Viridiplantae; Streptophyta; Zygnematophyceae; Desmidiales; Closteriaceae.